AAAUGCUCAUACCGCGGAGAGGCGGCGUGGUGCGGCAGUUUCAGGUUAUGGGCGCGGAUGCGGGGAAAAUGGGAAAGGUCAGUGUGAGAAACAGCCCAAAUUCAGGACCUGUGUAGGAGAGCGACCAGACGGCUACGGUGGCCCAACUGGGUCAGUCAUGGGAACCCGUAAGGCUCAGAGACUGAGGGUUCUUUCUGGAAAAUGUAAUGACACGUCCAUCUGUGACAGCAUCCCAAGAGUCAGCCUGGUUUCUGGAAAUCUGUUCUGACUCCAUGGCAGCUAGGAUGGAUGUAACUUUGCCUGUGGUUAGAAAACAAAGAGUUUACUGAGCUUCCUGAGUGCCCUGUACACCUUUGGGUCCCACCACCUCGCUGGACAGCAGGGCUCUCCGUGGGGCCCACAGGACCUUGGACACGUCUACAGGAAGCCCUGUCAGCAGCUGCAGCUGAGGGCCGCAGAUCUUUUUCCAAGAACAACAGAAAAUGAUCGAGUACCAGCAGAGACCUGUGUCAUUCAAGGAUGUGGUCGUGGGCUUCACUCAAGAGGAGUGGCAUAGGCUGAAUCCUGCUCAGAGGGCCCUAUACCGGGAUGUGAUGCUGGAGACCUACAGCAACCUCGUCUCAGUGGGUUAUGAAGGCACCAAACCAUAUGUGAUCCUCAGGCUGGAGCAGGAAGAAGCACCAUGGAUUUGUGAGGCAUCAUGCUCGGGCUGCCACUGUCGGGAAAACAUUUGGCAAGGUAACGUCCAGAAGAAAAGACGGCAAGACAUGCUUUUGAGGCAAGGUACAUUCAUCAGCAAGAAAACGUUGCCCAAGGAAAGAAGCCAUGAAUAUAAUAAGUUUGGGAAAAUAUCACAUCUGAGCACUGAUCUUUUUCCUUCAAUUCAAAACCCUAAUAACUGGGACGCUUGUGGAAAGAGUGUGAACCAUAAUUUAGACUUGAAUGGUUUUAAGAGAAACUAUUCAAAAAAGCAAGAUGAGUGCUAUGGAUAUGGGAAAUUAUUACAACAUACAAAGCAUGAUAGAAGACCUAAUGGAGAAAAAUUCUGGGAAUGCAGUCACUGUGAGAAAGCUUUCAGCCAUAACCCAGCACUUAUGUAUAAACCAGCAGUAACCAAUUCCCUUGUGUACAAACGGAAGAGGGUUCCACCUACAGAGAAACCCCAUGUUUGUACUGAGUGUGGGAAAGCCUUCUGCUACAAGUCUGAAUUCAUUAGGCAUCAAAGAAGUCACACUGGGGAGAAGCCAUAUGGAUGCACUGACUGUGGAAAAGCCUUUUCACAUAAGUCAACCCUUAUUAAACACCAGAGAAUACACACUGGGAUAAGACCCUUUGAGUGUUUUUUUUGUGGGAAAGCCUUCACCCAGAAGUCUCACCGCAGAGAACAUCAGAGGACACAUACAGGAGAGAGACCCUUUGUGUGCAAUGAAUGUGGGAAGUCAUUUGGUGAGAAGUCAUACCUCAAUGUACAUCAAAAAAUACACACAGGAGAAAGACCCUAUCGUUGCAGAGAAUGUGGAAAAUCCUUCAGUCAAAAGUCAUGCCUCAAUAAACAUUGGAGAACUCAUACUGGAGAAAAACCCUAUGGAUGCAACGAAUGUGGCAAAGCUUUCUACCAGAAGCCAAACCUCAGCAGACAUCAGAAAGUUCAUGCUAGGAAGAAUGCUUAUAGGAAUGAAAACCUAAAAAUUGUAGAAAAACCUUGAGCAAGAUAUCCUAUUUCAUUAUAUGUGGAGGAAUUCAUCCUUAGGAGAAAUCUCAUUGAUCUAAUGACCAAGUGUUUUAUCAUAAGGCAAGUCAUGCUCCAAUUGUGACAGAAAAUUUUAUACUAAAGAUUAUAGAAAAUAUUUUAUAAAACAUAAACCUGUUCAUUCUGGCUUAUGAAAGUUUAAAUGAUAACAGAAUACAAAAUAUAUGUGAAGAAAAUUAGAGGUAUAUUAUGGUAUGUCCCACAGUGAGCCACAUAAUAAGCACUAUUUAUAUUUUAGAAUUAUAAAUGUGAAUUUAAUAAAUUAUGAAUAUCAAGCACAUAUGUAGAAUGCCAUUCACCAAACUUUUUUACUCUAAAUAUCACCAUUGUCUUUUGGUGUCUAACAAUGCAAAAAACAAUAAUAGUAAUAAUAAUAAUAAUAAUAUGGCCAACUACUUUUUAAAAAAGCUUUAACAUAUUAAACCAGCACAUUUUCUCCACCUUUUCUAGCACAACUGGCUUUUUAAUCAGGAAGAAAGUAAAGUUGAACGAACAGCACAAACCAUACAAAAAAAAAAAUUGGAGGCGGACUUAAGAUUUAAAAUUUUAAAAUAACAAUAAAAUUCUUGAAAGAAAAUGAAAGGAGACUACAUGUACAAUCUAGGAAUUGGGGGAGAUUAACUUUACCAACCCAGGACACUCAAAAGCUGUUAAAAAAUAAAUAUUUGACUACAUAAAAAGUGCAAUCUUUUGCAUGGCAAAAGAUGCCAUCAACAGUCAAUAAACAACGAUUUGGGGGAAAAUAUUUGCAGAGCCAGUCAGAGAAAGAGUGGUCUUCGUACUGACAGGAAAAAAAUAACCCAAUAGCAAAACAUGGCAAAGAAUGAAUAGACAGUUGAGAGAAGAGCAAAUCCAGGUGGCUGAUGGGCUUAUCAAAAAAAUGGUUAGCCUCAGUAGUUGUUGGAGAAUGCAGAUUAAAGUUAUAAUGAGAUAACUGACAAUCAAGCUGACGAAAAAGAGCAGGAAUGCUUUUUGCUGUCAGGACAAAAGGUGUUCUUAAGACACUGCUGGUAGAAACAUAAAUUGUUACAGCUCUUUUGAAAAGCAAUCUGACAUCUAUUAUAACUUAAAAUACUUAUGCCACUUUGUGCAAUCUUCUCUUAGAAGUAAAACCCCAAUACAUAAGGGACAUGUACAUUUAUUGUGAAUUGUUCCUAGUGGCAAAAAACACUAGAAUCAAAAUAAAUGCCCAUCAGCAGGGAAAUUGGAAGAGGGAAGGAACUAUAGUAUAUCCAUUCCAUAGGAUGUUUAUAUAGCCAUUAAGGUGGACAAGUUAAAACUAUGCUAGUGGACCUGAAUGGAAUUCCACAAUGUUUCCUUGAGAGAAAAAAGCAAGGUAGAAGUGUGUAAAAUGACUCUGUUUUUGUAAAUCAGUUACAAAAUGCUUCUAGGUGCUUAUGAGUGAUAAACAUGUAUCAUAUAUGUUUGUGUAAGAUUUUAUAUGCAUGGAGAAAAAUAUAGAAGAGUAUACAUUGGGUUCGGGGAAGGUGGGUGAUGCAGGUGGAUAAUGGGGUAGUCAAGAGAAGGAAAAUGAAAGCCCCAGAGAAAAAUUAUGUAAAUAACUGAACCAAGUAUGAUAUGUCAAAUAUGUGAUUAAGAAAUUUGAGGGGGAAGCUAGAACUCUACUAAUUUGUGGAGAUAUUUGUGGUAUAUUGUUAAGUGAAAAGAGAACAUUUCAGAAUAAUGUAUAUGAAUCUAUUUUUUUAAUUAAAACACGUAUAUGUGUAUUUAUGCAUGUGUGUGUUUAUACGAACAAAGAGAACAGUGUGGAGGGACAGAUAUAAAACAAGAUAUUAACAUUGGUUACCCUGGUGGGGAAUGGAAAUGUAAGUAGUUUUUAAAUUUAUAUAUCUUUGUAUUGUUUUACUUGUUAACAAACAUAUAUUACUUUUGUAAUUUGAAAAACAAAAUAAAGGGGGGAAGAGUGUUUUGAAAUACAUGGCCUUGCAAAUGUUUUUAUUUUCUGACAAGAUGGCACUCUGGCCUGGUCUAUUGCCUCUCCCCUAGCUCAGUCCUUGGGAUAUCACCAGAGUAAAAGAAAAUGUGUAGAUCUAAAGAGCAAAAGGCAAUACUUUGAGAACCCCUCAAGUAAAGAUUUUUUUGAUUUUAUUUUGAAAUAAUUUUUGACUUAUAAAAAAGUUGCAAAACAGUUCCCAAAUAUUCUUCACACAGCUUCCCCUAAUGUUAACAUCUAAUAUAACCAUAAUACAAUUAUCAAAACCAGGAAAUUAAUAUUGAUAUAAUACUGGUAAUUAAACUAUAGCCCUUCCCACUGAUGUCUUCAUCUAGCCCAAGAUCCAGUCCAGAUCCCACAUUGCAUUUACCUGUUAUUUCUCUUUAGUCUCCUCCAGACUAUGAUAGCUCCCCAGUCUUUUGUCUUUCAUCACUUAGACACUUUUGAACAAUACUGGCCAGUUAUUUUGUAGAAUAUCCCUCAAUUGGGGUUUGAUUAACUGGGUUAUGCAUUAAUAUUACAGAAGUGAUGCAUCUUCAGUGCAUCAUAUCAGAGGGUACAUGAUGGUGAUAAAUCUUAUUGGUGAUGUCAGCCUUGAUCAUUUGGUCAAGGUGCUCAAUGUCAGAUUUCCCCACUCUAAAUCUGCCAUUUCUGCCUUUGUAGUUAAUAAAUAUCUUGGGCAAGACACUUUGCAGAGAAUUUUUUUUAAAAACAUAUUGGCCCCAGUGAUUCUGUUUGAUUAGCUCUGGCAGAGGGUUCAAGCAUCCUCAGUAAUUCUGAUGGUCAGACAAGGGUGGAGCUGUGGUAUGGAUCACACAUCUAAUCAUUAGCCCUGAAACAAAGCAUCCUCCUCACAGAACAGAUGGUAAUGAGAAAAAAUUAUGACAUCUGUUAACACUGGUCUCUAGCUUUGGUAACCUAAGUGUGUUAGUUACCUAGUGCUACCUAACAAAUUAUCACAAAUUUAGUAGCUUAAGCCAACCCACAUUUGUUAUCUCACAGUUUCUGUCAGUCCAGACACAGCUUAGCUGGGUCCUCUGGUUCAAGUCUCACAAGGCUACAGUCAUGGUGUUGCCAAGAACAGUGGUUUCAUCUGAUCCUCAGCAAGAGAAGGAGCUGCUUCCAAGAUCACAUGGUUGUUGGCAGAAUUCAAUUCCUUGUGAAUUGUUGGACUGAGGGCCUCCAUUUCAUGCUGGCUGUGGGCCAGAGGUUACCCUCAGUACCUUGUCACAUGGGCAUCUCCAAAGUCCAGCUCACAACACAGCAGCUUGCUUCAAAUAAGGAGUCUGCUACCAAUACAGAAGUUACACUCUUAUGUAAUAUUAUCAUGCAAGUGACAUCCUGUCACGUUUGCUGUAUUCUGUUGGUUAGAUGCAAGUCACAGUUCCCAGCCACAUUCAAGGGGAAGAAAUUACACAAGGGGGAUUCCUCUUUCCAGACUUCCAGGAGGUAGAAGUCAUUGCAGGCCAUCUUAGAACCUACCCACCUCACCAGGGAAAUAGAUUUGAAAAGUAGGAAGGAGUCAGGAAGGCUAGUGCUGGAGCAGAGAUCUGAGUGAGCCACAGAUUCUGGAUGUGCUUGUUGGGAGUUCUUGAACUCUAAAUAGAAGUGCAUCCUUUACCCACAAGUGCAUUCUAAGUGCUUACCGUGAACCAGGCACUGUUCUUGGCAUUGGGGAUACAUCAAACAGAAAGGAAAACUGAUAAUUGUCAAUGAGCAAAAAGUAAAUAGGGAAAGGGUAUAUAAAAUAGUAGGAGCGUUGGGACUUCCCUGGUGGUCCAGUAGUUAAGAUUCCGCACUUCCACUGCAGGGGGCGCAGGUUUGAUCCCUGGUCAGGGAACUAAGAUCCCACAUGCCAAGUGGCGCAGCCAGAAAACCCAAAAACUAACUAACUAAAUAAGUUAAAUAGUAGGAGUGUUACAGAGCCCAAGCUCACUCUACUCACUGCAGGACAGGCCGGUAAAUCAGGAGGUGAAUUGUUCUGGCAAGGAAUAACGACUUUAAUUGGAAACCUAGCAGGCCAAGAAGAUGGCAGACUAGAGUCUCAAAAAACCAUCUUCCCUCAGUCCAAAUUCGGUCUCCUUUUAUACAGAGGAGGGGGAGGGGGAGAGGCCCACUGCGGUGCUGACUAAUGGCUGAGCAGGACUGCUAUAGGUCGUGCCUGCGCCUCCCCUAUUACAGGAGGGGAGUGAAAUUUUAGAUACAGUAGCCGAGAAAGGCCUCCAAAGGGACCUCUGCAUAAAGACCUGAAAGAAAUGAGGGACCUAAUAAUGCACGUGUCCAAAAAAAAAAAACUAUUCCGGGCAGAGGGAAUAGCAAAUGCAAAGACCCUAAAAUAGGCAGUGUGCCUGGAAUGUUGGAGACCAGCAAGGAAGGUGUACUCUCUAUUGCCGAAAAAAAACUACCCCCAAAAUUUACUGCCUUAAACCAACAAUAAACAGUGUCUCACAUAGUGACUAUGGGUCAGGUUGGAAGCGCCGUUGGAGCUGCACUCCCCCUUACUGCAGCUUCUUUCCCCUUGCCCUGCCCUUUCCCAAACCUUUGUCCACCCAGGGCCUCUUUCCCAACCCCAUCAAGCCAGAGCCCAAGUGCCUUUUGCACUUAUUGGAAGGUACACCCUUGCCAUGGCCUCUUCUGUGUAGGGACCCAGAAGCAGAAUGUAAGAUGCCUGGCACCUCCUCCAAAAUGGUGGCGCCCAGGAUGCCCUACCUUAACGCUAAUAAAAACUGGUUGCAGGGCGCUGCCAUCUUUCUUAUGAGCGACAACAGGUUGAUUAAGAGGAGACGCUGGCUGUUGUAUUGAUGCAGAAGUGGCAGCGCCAGAGCUGGAGUCCCUGAAGAAAGGAUGGGAGCAGGUCGGUAUCAGUCGCCUAUCCUCCCUACAAGCAAAAACUGGGCCAGAAAAAGAUUGGUGAAUUGCCAGAAAUAUCCUUGAUAAUGGUUGCCCCCAGGGAGCCAAUGGGCGCAGCUACCUGCUGCACCACCAUAGACCCACCUGCAAAGACUGUACACAAAUGUCUGUAGCAGCUUUAUUUGUUAUAGCCCAAAACAGGAAAUAAUCCAGUGUCCAUCAAUAGAUGAAUGAAUAAACAAAGUAUGGUAUACAAUGGAAUGCUACUCAGCAAUAAAAAGGAAUAACUAUUCAUACAACAAUAUGGAUGUCUCAAACUAAUUAUGCUGAGUGAAAGAAGCCAGAUUUUUUUUUUUUUUCCUCCUCAGGGCGCAGCUUGCAGGAUCUUAGUUCCCUGAC
Messenger RNA from Delphinapterus leucas (beluga whale), 6953 nucleotides. RefSeq names its product zinc finger protein 793 (gene ZNF793). NCBI's taxonomy places the organism in Eukaryota, Metazoa, Chordata, Mammalia, Artiodactyla, Monodontidae. Gene Ontology annotation, molecular function: RNA polymerase II transcription regulatory region sequence-specific DNA binding; DNA-binding transcription factor activity, RNA polymerase II-specific. The record is from RefSeq and is a predicted model, not a curated record. Gene Ontology annotation, biological process: regulation of transcription by RNA polymerase II. Gene Ontology annotation, cellular component: nucleus.